Molecule: messenger RNA, 1452 nt
Organism: Auxenochlorella protothecoides
Lineage: Eukaryota; Viridiplantae; Chlorophyta; Trebouxiophyceae; Chlorellales; Chlorellaceae
Product: Serine/threonine-protein phosphatase 2A regulatory subunit B'' subunit alpha
Exons: 8
Coding region: 1-1452 (483 amino acids)
Biological process (GO): protein dephosphorylation
Cellular component (GO): protein phosphatase type 2A complex
Molecular function (GO): protein phosphatase regulator activity; calcium ion binding
Source: RefSeq, a predicted model, not a curated record
AUGCUUGAUCUGAGCCCCAGCCUGGGCGGCAGGGGGAUGCAGUCUUUCUCCUGCAGCAAACUAAAGCUUGAUAGUUUAUUCGUGCAGUGGUUCUCCCUGUCCUCCUCCCAGCACCUGCCCCCGCUGUCACCGAGGAAAUCGAGCGGCCCCUCCUCCCCCUUCUCACUCUCCCCCAUCGCCCACAACUCCGCCAAGCUGGGAACCCCCCCCAUCUUCAUCCCCCAGUUCUACUUCCCCGGGACGGGCCCCGGCGCGGCGCACAAGGCCAGUGCGGACAAGGUGGACGCCUUCUUCGCGGUGUACCCGCAGGGCCUGUCCCUUGACAACCUGAAGGCGCUGCUGAAGCAGGUGUUCGGCCUGCCCACCCCCCUGGCCUACCCCCUCUUCUACAAGAUGGCGCCGGGGGAAGAGGGCCUGGUGUCCCGCGCUGCCCUGCGUGCCUGGCUGGACCGCGCCGGCUUCUGGGGCCUGGAUGGCCCGGGCAGGGCCAUGGAGAUCCUGCGUGCACCAGGGUCGGCAGGCGUGACCCCCGCCGACCUCAAGCCUGUGCUGGCCGGCAUCCUGAUCAGUCAUCCGGGCCUGGAGUUCCUGGCAGAGUCCCCGGAGUUCCAAGAAAGGUACGCGGAGACGGUGAUCCACCGCAUCUUCUACUCGCUCAAUCGCUCGGGAACAGGGGUGCUGAGUCAGCGCGAGCUGCGCCGCGGCGACCUGCUGGCCGCGCUGGGCGAGGUGGACGCGCAGGACGACAUCAACCGCGUCGCGCGGUACUUCUCCUACGAGCACUUCUACGUCAUCUACUGCAAGUUCUGGGACCUGGACACGGACCACGACUUCCUGCUCUCGCGCGACGACCUCCUGCGCUACGGCAACCACGCGCUGACCUUCCGGAUAACGGAGCGCAUCUUCAGCCAGGCCGCGCGGCCCUUCUCCACGGGGAACCCAGCUCAGAUGGGGUACGAAGACUUCAUCUGGUUCAUCCUGUCUGAGGAGGACAAGACCACGGACACCAGCUUGGAGUAUUGGUUCCGCUGCUGCGACCUGGACGGCGAUGAGCACCUGCACAGCAGCGAGUUGUAUUACUUUUACGAGGAGCAGCUGCACCGCAUGGAGUGCCUGAGCCAGGAGUCGGUCUCCUACUUUGACGUCAUGGGUCAGCUGCACGACAUGCUCAACCCAGAGAACUCGACGUACUACACGCUGGGAGACCUGAAACGGAAUCGGGCCAUGGCAGGAACCCUGUUCAACGUGCUCUUCAACCUGAACAAGUUCGUGCAAUUCGAGACCCGGGAUCCAUUCUCUGCGCGGCAGGAACGGGAGGAGAUUGGGGUCACGGAGUGGGACCGGUUUGCGCGGCAAGAGUACCAGCGGCUCGCGGACGACGACGGCGAGGUGGAGGCAGUGGACGCGGGGGGAAACACUUGGGGCGCCUCCGCGCUGGAGGUGGACCUCUGA